Molecule: messenger RNA, 659 nt
Organism: Phlebotomus argentipes
Lineage: Eukaryota; Metazoa; Arthropoda; Insecta; Diptera; Psychodidae
Gene: RpL12
Product: large ribosomal subunit protein uL11
Exons: 4
Coding region: 123-620 (165 amino acids)
Biological process (GO): translation
Cellular component (GO): cytosolic large ribosomal subunit; ribosome
Molecular function (GO): structural constituent of ribosome; large ribosomal subunit rRNA binding
Source: RefSeq, a predicted model, not a curated record
UCCGUUUCUCUCUCUUUUCAAUCGUCCACAUUGUCAGUGGAGGUUUAUCGCAGGAUUUCCAGCUAUUUUCCGCGAAUAGCAAGCAUCUUGUGCACUCAAUUUUGCACUAAACAGGAUCCACCAUGCCGCCUAAGUUUGAUCCCAAUGAAGUGAAGUUCGUGUACCUCCGCUGUGUUGGAGGCGAAGUGGGCGCUACCUCAUCACUGGCCCCGAAGAUCGGUCCUCUGGGUUUGUCGCCGAAGAAGGUGGGUGAUGACAUCGCCAAAGCGACGGCGGACUGGAAGGGACUGAAAAUCACGGUGCAGCUGAGGAUCCAGAACCGACAGGCCACAAUUGCUGUUGUGCCUUCAGCCGCUUCCCUCAUUAUCCGCGCCCUGAAGGAGCCGCCAAGAGACAGGAAGAAGGUCAAGAACAUCAAGCACAGCGGAAACAUCUCCUUCGAUGACAUCCUCGCCAUCGCACGCACGAUGCGGGAGCGCUCGAUGGCCCGGGAGCUGAAUGGCACUUGCAAAGAGAUCCUCGGCACGGCUCAGAGUGUGGGAUGCACGGUGGACGGACGCCAUCCUCACGAUAUAAUCAAUGACAUCAAUAACGGGUCCGUCGAGGUUCCCGCUGAAUAAGGAAUGUCUGCAAAUACAGAAGAAAAACAUUCAGAGAUA